UCAAAAACAACACGCGCCACCAGUUGGAUUUUACACUCUGACCUCGUCAUGUAAACCUCUGUCCUGGGAUAUUUUCUGUGCGUUUUCUGCGGAUGUUUUGUGCGUCUCGUGCGUCAAAAUGAACCUGAUCAGCGGAUACCAGCAUCACCACCACCACCACCACCACCUCAUGCACGAGCCCUUCCCCUCGCACGCGCCUUACUUCCAGAGCUGGGUCUUAAACCACGACUUACCCCCGACGGACUUCCACAUCCAGGCUCCAGGGACGCCGGGCUCCGUGACGCACGACGCCCGCUUCGACGCGCUCCAGGGCGGCCAGGCCAAGCGCAGAGCCCCGGGGCCAAAGAAGGAGCGGCGCAGGACGGAGAGCAUCAACACGGCGUUCGCAGAGCUCCGGGAGUGCAUCCCCAACGUGCCCGCGGACACCAAACUGUCCAAGAUAAAGACGCUGCGCCUCGCCACCAGCUACAUCGCGUAUCUCAUGGACGUCCUGGCCAAAGACUCCGGGGAGACGGAGGGGUUUAAGGCCGAGAUCAAGAAGUACGAGAGCAGGGACCUGAAGAGGAAACGGGACCUGAACCCGGACGGACUGCAGGAAACGUUCAUCGCUGAGAAAAAGGUCAAAGGUCGGACGGGUUGGCCACAGCAGGUCUGGGCUCUGGAGUUGAACCAGUGACUCCGUGUGUUUUGAUUCCGAACGGACUCGAGCAGAACGGCGAGACGAAAAAAAACAAAAGGACUUGAACAUAACGUUUGAAGUGGAGGAUGUGUUUUUGUGUUGAAUGUGGUGUGUCCCGUCGGCAGUGAUGGGAAGUAACGGAAAUGCUUAUUCGGAGGAGUAAUUUUGGGAAUUCUGGUACAGUUGCUCUUUUAUUUGGAGGUAAACGUAAGACAUGGCGAUAUUUCAUUAUAAAAUUUUGGUAUUAAUGAGGAAAAAAACCCAAAGAACGACAAAAACCAAGCUGUUUUUCCGUUAUAAUGCCAGGCAACUUGAAGUAAAAGUAUUCCAAGUAUUCCGAGCGCAGUACUCUGAUUGGACGGCGUUCUUCCCAUCGCUGCCCGUUGGGUUUCGUUCGUUUCACUACUGUCGUCUUGUCAAAAUGAAGGAGUAUAAAUUAUUUUUUAUUGGAGUAAUGCAACACUACUGGAUGUAACUUAACAACAGACACAGACGUUUCACUUUAACACGGAAAACAACAGGAUGAGUUUGUGUCAUGAGCAGAGGACUAAACCAGGACUAAACCAGGACUAAACCGGGACUAAACCGGGACUAAACCGGGACUAAACCGGGACUAAACCGGGACUAAACCGGGACUAAACCGGGACUAAACCGGGACUAAACCGGGACUGAACCGGGACUGAACCGGGACUGAACCGGGACUAAACCGGGACUAAACCGGGACUGAACCGGGACUAAACCGGGACUAAACCGGGACUAAACCGGGACUAAACCGGGACUAAACCGGGACUAAACCGGGACUAAACCGGGACUAAACCGGGACUAAACCGGGACUAAACCGGGACUGAACCAGGACUAAACCAGGACUAAACCUGGACUGAACCAGGACUAAACCAGGACUGAACCUGGACUGAACCGGGACUGAACCGGGACUGAACCGGGACUAAACCAGGACUAAACCAGGACUAAACCAGGACUGAAACAGGACUAAACUAGGGCUACACCAGGACUACAUAAAGACUAAAACAGGACUAAACCAGGACUUAAUCAAGACUAAAGAUGGUUUAUCGUUAUUAUCUCUGUAAUUCCUGAGUCUAUGCACAUGAAACAAAAAACUUCCCAGAGUUCAUCGUCUUCUCUGUCAGUUUAAAUAAAGAAAAGUCAGUUUAAAUAAACCAGGACUAAACCAGGACUAAACUAGGACUAAACUAGGACUAAAACAGGACUAAACUAGGACUAAAACAGGACUAAAUCAGGUCUAAACCAGGACUAAAUCAAGACUAAACCAGGACUAAACCAGGACUAAAACAGGCCUAAACUAGGACUAAACCAAAACUAAACCAGGACUAAACCAGGACUAAACUGGCCUUAAUCAGGACUGAAGCAGGUUUAUAUUCAUUCUCUCUCUAAUUCCUGGGUCUAUCUGAAACUGACCCAAAGUCCAGCCUCUUUUUUCGGUUCAAAUAAACAAAACUCAAAUAAUUUUUUUUCACAACAGCUUCUGAAAGUGGAGCCAUUAUUCAGCCCCAAAGACGUGAUCGUCGUCAGAUGAAAGGAGUUUAACACGACGAGUUUGUGGAGUCGACCCCAAACAAACACGGAAAAGUUCAGCAUUUGUGGAGCAGAAGUUUGGAAAUAAUGGACAUUAGAUAAAAGAGUUAAACAGACCUCCCAGAAUGCACUUCCACAACGUGAACGCAGCCUGGGUCUUCAUCCUUGUGCCUUGAAGCUGUGUGGAACUGACCAAAGACACUAAAGGUGCACUGUGGAACUUUCCUGCUGCGAGGUCCACUAUCAGCUUGUCUCCACGGUGACGAUAUUACAUUACCUGGAAAUUUAAAUGUGUCUCAUUAAACGUGUCCGUGUUGCGUUUAUUCAGGUGCCGGUGUGUUGUUGCAAAAAAAUAAAAAAUAAAAUACCGUAGUAUCUUGGAAAACUUGUAUCUCCAUGGAGACGAGCGCGUGGUGGACCCUCAGACGGAGAGUUACGCGUUUAAAUUGGCGUAAAAUGGUAAAGAAUAUUGGAUUUUUUUGUUUUUUUUUUAAUUGGUCAUGUACACAAAACUUUAAAUGCACUUUCUCAAACACUUCCACUUGACAACAGAGCUCACAGGGGGCGCUAUACUCCACAUGGGGGCGCUAUACUCAGCCAAAUUCAGUUCAAAGUUUUCAUAUUUGUAAAGUUCGUUCAUGUUUUUUCACAUUUUUUGCUGUUUGUUUUUCGUGCGUGUCUGAAAUCUACCUCAGAAUAAUGUUUCUGUUAUCGACCCGGUGACAGAGGUCG
Periophthalmus magnuspinnatus is the source of this 2962-nucleotide messenger RNA. RefSeq names its product heart- and neural crest derivatives-expressed protein 1-like. The transcript has 2 exons. The record is from RefSeq and is a predicted model, not a curated record. Gene Ontology annotation, biological process: regulation of transcription by RNA polymerase II; heart development. The coding region runs from base 119 to 676 and encodes 185 amino acids. Gene Ontology annotation, molecular function: DNA-binding transcription factor activity, RNA polymerase II-specific; protein dimerization activity; RNA polymerase II transcription regulatory region sequence-specific DNA binding. Lineage: Eukaryota; Metazoa; Chordata; Actinopteri; Gobiiformes; Gobiidae.